Lolium perenne is the source of this 1347-nucleotide messenger RNA. RefSeq lists its product as uncharacterized. NCBI's taxonomy places the organism in Eukaryota, Viridiplantae, Streptophyta, Magnoliopsida, Poales, Poaceae. The record is from RefSeq and is a predicted model, not a curated record.
UUGCUCAACAUCCUCGAGAGGUUGGAUACACUUGAUGCUAUCAGGACCUGCAUCCUCUCCAAGCGAAUGCAGAACCUGCUCCCUAUGCUCUCACAGAUCGUCAUUCUUCUCAGCCCACGUGAUUUGUUUCGAAUGAACGAUGUUGUGGCCGAUGUGACCAACAAGAUGCUGCGGACGAGGUCACCACACAUUACCAUUUUCAAGCUGAAGGUCAGAUUCAUAUUGAGGCUUGAUGACUGCCUGUCCAUUGGCAAAUCGGUUGCCUUGGCCAUGGCAACCCAGAAACUGGACGCGGCUGAGUUUGAGAUCUCGAACCAGAGAUGGUAUUGCACAAAAAGUGACCUCCGCUACUUUGCGAGGCAGUUCAACAAUUUCGUUUGUCAUUGUCCAGAUGCAUUCGCUGGUCUCACACGGCUACACCUGCAGAAAAUGAGUUUUCGUGAACCAGACAUGGCCAACAUCCUCAGCACUUGCAAGCGGUUGGAGUCGUUGUGUCUCUUCCGGUGCGACGCAGGGAUCCAUUCUGUGCUGAGAGUAGAACACGCUGCACUUGUCGAACUUGAUAUCACCUUUGGCGGAUUUACAACAGUGGAGCUCAAUUUUGUACCAAAGCUCCAAAAGUUGUCCUACGAUACUUGGACCUGUGAAGAUAAUCCGUUGGUUCUUGGUUUUGUCCCUCGGCUGUCGAAGCUAAGCCUCACCAAAGCAAGUACUUCAGACAGGAUCCUCGUGCUAAGCGAACUGCUUGCGGGUGCACCCUCCGUAAGGGAUAUGCACCUGGAUUUCCGAAGGUUGAAGAUUUGGGUUCGGCCAGAACGUCCGAGACUUGUUGCACCUGUGCUAGGCAAGCUACGGACCAUGAAUCUCGAGAAUCUUCGUGAUGGCUGCGAUAUCGCGUGGACGAUGUUCAUCCUUGAAGCUUCACCAUCCCUAGAGGAGUUGUGUGUCACGGUAUCUAGCCACAGGUGUCUAAUGGAGCGCACUCUCUCUGAGGAAACAGAUGUGAAGUGGGAGGCAUCUGCUCGUGAUCUGAAACACAAGAAUCUGGCCAAGCUAACCAUCCAUGGCUUUCAGCCCGAUGACAACUUCACGGGAUAUGUUCGGCGCAUCAUGAAAGCCGCGGUGAACAUCAAGGAGGUAUCGCUGCAUGACUGGAAAGUUUGCGAGAUGUGCAGUAACAAGAAAGUGCACCCCACGAAUUUUCGACUGUCGAUCUAUCCACGAACCAGCGAGGAGAAGGACUUUGUGAGGAGGAAGAUUUCAGAGGGCUUGAGGAUGGCUUCUCCUGCGGUGAUUCACUUCCGGCCCUCGUGCUAUGUUCCAUUUCGGAUCGAUGAAUGAAUCAUC